This is a messenger RNA of Thecamonas trahens ATCC 50062, 912 nucleotides long. RefSeq lists its product as uncharacterized. The transcript has a single exon. The record is from RefSeq and is a predicted model, not a curated record. Lineage: Eukaryota; Apusomonadida; Apusomonadidae. The annotation marks the transcript as partial.
GUGGCGGUGGCGGGAGACUGGCUGGUCUCCCAGGGCUGGCGACUCGCGGCGUAUGCCUUGGCGCCAUCGGUGCUCCAGACAGCACCCGUGGGCAUUGUAGCUGUUGACGUGGGAUACAUGGGCGAGGAUGAUGACGGUUCGCCAGGCGAUGCGGGCUCGCCAGGCCAGGCAUCGGAACCGUCUGGUCCACGGGAGGUCGAUGAGGCCACAUGGUUGGCAAGGUCGCGAGUGCUGGAGGUCGACGUGGCUCGCCGGGAGGUGGUGACGGUUCUAGCUGCCCGACCAAGGGCAUUGGCGGCGGAGACUGCGGCACUGGUAGGCGCGCAGACGGCGCGGGUGGGGAUGGAUGAGAGCAGCGACGAUGACGAUGAUGAGGUUACUGGCGAGCGUGUGGCCGGCGCUGCGGCCGAGGCUGGGGAGGCGGAAUCGAGCACGGCCGCGCCGCCGGCGAUGGUCGGCGUGGACGAUGACCUUGCUGCCGUGGUGAAGGCGCGGUCGGUCGAGUACUACCUGCAGCAAGCGGCAGAGCUGCUCGGCGAGGAGGGCGGGGAUGAGGGUAGCGGCGAGGGUAGCGGCGAGCGCAGCGGCGGCGGCGAGAACUCGCUGGUGGACGUCUCGCUAGAUUCACUCGAUGGCGAGGCGUGACUACGGGCCAAUGCCAGGCUACAGUGCGGCGUGCAAAGGCACACGGCUGCUACGAGACGACGCAGCGCGACUUUUUCGACGACUGGGCCUGGGCCUGGGCCUGGGCGGCAGCGGCGUGUGCGGCGGCGGUGGCGACGAUGACGUCAUCGUCCUCCUCCGGUGGGAGGUACUUGCGGCGCUCGCCGGCGCGCGGGCGCGACGACGACGACCGCAGCCACGAGUACUCGGUGUCAAAUGAGGCGGUAAAUGUCGAGUGCAGGGUGGACA